Messenger RNA from Pseudomyrmex gracilis, 3094 nucleotides. It is a transcript of the gene Dcps, whose product is annotated as m7GpppX diphosphatase. Bases 177 to 1199 code for a protein of 340 amino acids. Lineage: Eukaryota; Metazoa; Arthropoda; Insecta; Hymenoptera; Formicidae. Gene Ontology annotation, cellular component: nucleus; P-body. The record is from RefSeq and is a predicted model, not a curated record. The transcript has 5 exons. Gene Ontology annotation, biological process: deadenylation-dependent decapping of nuclear-transcribed mRNA. Gene Ontology annotation, molecular function: hydrolase activity; RNA 7-methylguanosine cap binding.
CGGGAGCGUCAUUCUAUCCUUAUCACUCAUUAGAUAUAAAACAUAGAAUAACGCUCGUGCGACACGAGUGAUGUUCUCGAACGCAGCCCCCCGGACUCGACAAGUAUGUCGAUAUUACAGAUGUUUGCCGAGAGAAAUAUUGCUGUGUCGACUUUUCAAGUACAAAAAUUUUGACGAUGGCGGAGAUCACAGACAAAUGUGCAAACGCUAAUAACGAGGACUGUCCGCUGGCAAAGAAAGUUAAAUUGGACGAGGAAAAUGCGAAUGAAAAAAAGACAAUCGACGACAAUACUAACGAGUUGAAUCUAUCGGAUUUCAAAGUGGCGAAAAUAUUGCAAAAUAAUUGCGCGCGAAAAUUGAUAUGCGUAGAGGGAACGUUUGAGGGUCGGGAAGGAUCGGCAGUUGUUUUGCUCGAACAGAAGAGCUUUUCUUACGACACAAGUGUGUUGAAGAAAACUUUCUUCGACGAAGACACAACAUUUCGCAAGAUCUUCACUAACGAUAUCUACAGAACUUACAUCUGCUCUCCGGCCAAGGAUUAUAACAGCUUACAAGCGACUGUAAUACAUCCCGCCACACAGACUCAUAUUGACAAGUACAAAAAACAGGAUGUAUACAUGAUAGAUGAAACAUACGAUCUUUAUCAGCAAGUUACUCUUCCUCACAUAGAAUCGACAAGUUUAAGUUUAGAGUGGAUAACUAAUAUUUUGGAACACAAAGCUGAACAAGAAAGUGUUAUUUAUGAAGACCCUGACAAAGAGACUGGUUUUAUAUUAGUGACAGACUUCAAAUGGAAUAAAGAACCAGAUACAUUAAAGUUGUUGGCACUGCCAUUCAAGAAAAUUAGAUCAUUGAGAGAGUUGAAUGCUUCUCAUCUUCCUUUACUGAGAAAUAUACAAGAUGCUGGGAUAGCAGCAAUUAAUAAAAAGUUCAACAUUCCUAAGUCACAGCUCAGGAUAUAUUUCCAUUAUCAGCCAUCAUAUUAUUAUCUACAUGUGCACUUUUGCUAUCUUAUGUUUGAAGCUCCAGGAAUAUUUGUGGAGAAGGCACAUCUUUUGUCAACAGUUAUAAACAAUUUGGAACUAAUGCCGGAUUAUUAUAUGAAAGCAGUACUUUCAUAUGUGGUGUUUAAGGGUAGUCCACUUUAUGAGAAAUUUAAAGAGCACGGAACUUUAGAAAUGUCAUCAUGUGAAACAUAGUUGAUUACACAAUAAAUAAGACUGCUUUUACCUUACAAGAAUAUGUAGUUAUGUUUUAUAUUCAUACAUGCGGAAACACAAAAAAGAAUUGAAUCUAUAUAUAAAACAUGGACAGAUCGUGUAAUAGUAUGGUAAAGGUAAAUAAGAAUAAUAAAAAUGUGCUUUUUAUUAUUUAUAUAAUUUUUUACUUGUCACUUUUAAACUUUUUUUAUUACUUUGUAUCUGUGUACGAUGAUUUGACACAUUUAGUAGAGAGCAGUAAAAUAUUUUUGAAACAUGAGAAAAAAAGCUUUUUCAUAUAAUACAUAUACAUGUGUAGAUAUAUCUGUGUAUAUGUAUUCCUUUUGUUUCUUAUUAAAAAUUUUUCGCAAUCUCGUGUCGUUUUGGCAUAGACGCCGUUUAAUUUUACGAUAUAUGUAUAAUCAGUAUUCAUUUUCAUAUCCGAAAGUAAAGUGAAACCGCCACACUUUUUAAUUAAUAGGAACAUGUAGAUAAAAGUGCUUCAACAUAACCAGGUAUAUUAAAAUCAUCCUUUUAUAUAUUGUCAGCUAACAUAUUUGCUCAUUCUUGUAUUGCUCAUAGUUACUAGUUUAUAUCGAGUAUACAUUUUAUCUUGUUUUACAAAAAGAGAGAUCGGACUGGCAUUACUUAGAGGAUCGACUUAUGUCAAUUUUCAAACUGAUGUUUCUACAAGCGGAGAUCAUGUGUGUGUGUUGUAUAUGUAGAAUUUAUUUACUUCUUUCACUAAAUAUUUAUCAAAAAUAAACCAGAAAUAUCGGAUUAUAUCGUCAAUGGCAUUAUCAGCAUUACAACCAACCGUGGCUUCUUCGGAAUUGAUUACUUCUAUGUAAGCCUCUUGCAUCUGGACCCAUUGAGUGAUACGUAACGUAUAAAACAAUAUAAAGAUUUGUUAUUUCUUUGAUAAUCUACAAAAAAAAUAGAAAAGUAUGACAAAAAAUCUUUUUAUGUAAAAUAUUUAAAACGUACAAAAAAGAAUUUUAAUUACUCUUUUAUAAUUUAUCCAUCGCAGAAAAAUUACUCAGUCUCAAAAGGAGAGUUGUAAAAGGAAAUGUAAUAGAUUCUCUGUAUUUUAAUAUGAAAACAAAAAUCAAUUAUUUAUAUUCUACAUGACAGAUAGAAAAUAUGCAAAAGAAUAAUUUGUGCGUGUGUGUAUACAUGUAUAUGUAUAAACAUACAUACAAAUUAUUGCAGCACCGGUCACAAAAGUUUCGUUAGAAUAAGUUUUAAUUUCAAGUUAUGAACUAACUGUAGAAACGCAUAUAUGAUAAUGAUGUAUAUGAAUAGUUUUGCAAGUUUCACCAAAGUUUUUCUCUUUAACACUAAUUCAUAUAAGUGAUAUAUUCAGAACAUGUCAAAACGUACGUAGUUGCUCGAUUAGGCAUAAUAGAAUUAUAUGUGAUAUGACACACCUGUUUGUUUCAUUUUAUCCAAAAAUGUUACAAUAUGUUAAAAAUUUUCUCUCAACAAUUCUGCACGUGUGUGUAUAUAUAUGUUGAUUUUAAGUUUUACUUAAAUUUACAUAAGGGCAUUUGCGUGUAUGGUCGUGCGAUAUAUAAUGAGAUCAAUAACUGUUGUUGUGCCUAAUAUGCUACAUCGUCUCGCUCGGCGAUAUAACUUAAUAACUAAAUAACAACAGAAGUAAGUACACAAUUAAGUAUCUGGAAGCGCAUAAGACAUAAAUAACUAAGAAGGUCUGCGCGGAUACUUUUUUCAUUGGAUUUGCAACUGACAUUUUAAAACGGGAAAGCUUUUUACUGUCCUAGCUAACUUAAUAAAUUAGCUAUAUAAUAUCAGGGAACUUACAAAUUAUUUAGGAAGCAGAUAUCAUAUAUUUAACAUUAAAAGUACUUAGAUUUUUUUGUUGUGGACUCAUU